AUGUCAGAAAGCAGCAGGAACCAAGGCAUGUCGCACUACGAGGUGCUUCAAGUGCGGACCGAUGCAACGAUGGAAGAAAUUCGUAAAUCCUACCAAACGCUAGCGCUCCAGUAUCAUCCGGAUAAGCGGAAAGGUGGCGCCGAGAGCUCGGAAGCGGGCAAUUUCAUCCGGAUCGACGAAGCGUGGAAGGUCCUGCGGGAUGAGCAGACACGGCGGGUGUACGAUGCCGAGCUCAUGCAGCAAUCCUGCCAGGAGGAAUAUUUUAUUAACGAAAUCGUGAUGCUAGGGGAUUUCGAGAAGCACCAGGAGGAAGACUAUCGCUUUCACGUGUGCCGUUGCGGAGGAUUCUACAUUUUACCCGACGAACCGAUCCGCGAAAAGACCUACGUUAGCUGUGACGAGUGCUCGCUCGUGGUGCAGAAUUUGAAAAUUUUCGCAAGAAAACGUUUGAUCGACGAAUCGACGAAAGGGUGACGCAUA
Messenger RNA from Anopheles aquasalis, 480 nucleotides. RefSeq names its product dnaJ homolog subfamily C member 24-like. NCBI's taxonomy places the organism in Eukaryota, Metazoa, Arthropoda, Insecta, Diptera, Culicidae. Gene Ontology annotation, molecular function: ferrous iron binding; ATPase activator activity. The record is from RefSeq and is a predicted model, not a curated record. Gene Ontology annotation, biological process: positive regulation of ATP-dependent activity.